UCGUGUGGAGGUAGAGAUGGUAGAGAUACAUACUGAUGAUGCUGAUUGGAACAUCUGAAACUUCUAUGCAUACGAUUGGCUAUCAAUUGGCGUGUUUGUGAGAGAGAAAAUCUACUUGUUAGAACUUAAAUUUGCUGUGGAAAAAAUAAGUGCACAGAAGUGAUUCAGGGAUCUGGAUAAUUUGAAACAUGUUCUAUUCCUAUGAACUGCUAUGCCGCAAGCCAAAUGGAAGAUUCACAGUUAUUUGGCUGUUGGCAAAUUCUAGGAAGGUGGCUAGUAGAGAAAUCAUGAAGAUUUCUAUUCCUGAUAUUGUGAACGAUGUUCAAGAUUUCAUUGUCAGAAAAUAUCCUGACCAUCUGCCUGAAAGUUAUGGCAAUCGAUUCUCCCUUUAUCUCUCAACGAAACUGUGCUAUGGUAUUGUGCUUGCCCUUAGAAUUCAACUCAGUAUUUUCACAAAUGAACUCAGCAUGUUAUCGCUAUACAUGACACCCAGGGACUCUGAAGGGUCUAGGCGAGGAAGACAUGAUGUGAGGGCAGGACCUGAUGGAGAACCACACAUUAAAAGACAAAGAAUGCCUGAGCCACCUAGCCAAGUGGAAAUUGACCCAGCUACUGCAAAUGCAGUUUUGGAGGAUCUUGGCAUUGAUCUUCUGGACCACUUGGAGGUGAAUGGUGCUGCUGUGAGAGUUCCAGAAGAGCGUAUCACACUGAGGGAUGAAGUGGAACCUGAUCAACUACUUAGGAUGGAGAGUCAGGGUUUUGGUGAAAUAUCUGCAGCUGAUUUAGAGAGAUAUGUGCAGCCACAGGAUAGGAGACAUCAGAAAAGAAAAGUGCCUUUCCAAGAUGUACAAACACGUAUAUCAACAGAAGACAUGAAAGCACAAACACAGUCGUGGGGAUACACCAUGAGGGUUCAGAAUGCAACUGAAGAUCGUCUCAAUAUUGACCAACACCGCUUCAUCAUUCCUGCAAAGAUGUUGCUUGGAACAUUGAGAAACCAACUUCUUCCUGAUGAACUGAAGAACUUGUUUGAAAGACAUACGCACCCUCAUGAAAUGCCUGACGAGUCUCUGGAGGAAGAGUCUUGCAUUCAGCAACCUGGAACUUCUAGCAGUUCGGCACUUUCAUUGAGUGCAGAAGGGUUCCUUCUUUCCUACACAGGACUUGGUGUACGGCCAGAGAAAUCCCCAGUUCCUGCAUAUGUCCUGGAAACUAUAACAGAAGGAGCAGAAAUUGAAGCUGAAGUUGAACAGGUACCACAUGAUGUCAUUGCAACAGAGCUUCGACUAGAAGAGGGGCCACUAGAGCAGCCUGUGCCUGAAGACACCUCUACAGUCCAGUCACAUGAAAAACCUGAUAUUCAAUAUGUUACUCAUGUACAGGAGAUGAGUAACCUUAAGAGGUCUGAACAGCAGCUUGAACUGGAUGUAAAAACGAUGAUUCAGAAACUACAGCCUCUGUGGGAUGAAGGGGUUCAGGUCACGUUUAGCCUUAUCUGUCCACCAGGCUCUACUGAUCGGAUCACAGCAAUGAUAACUUUCGAACUUUUACUUUAUAUGCAUCAUCAAAAUGUGGUGCUUCUCAGACAGAAUCUGCAGAUCUGCCCUCCAGUAAUUCCACGUGAACCAGUUAUAAUCCAUUCUGUACAUUGAAGUGUACAUUUUCCAUUACUCAGACCUUCCCAUGCAAGUGUAGUUGUUACCUAGGGUAUAUAAUCAUAGCUUGGUAACUACUAUAUGUUUGUAAUUUCACUCAGUGGAAUAGUUAUCAGACAAAAAUAUGUAAUAAUUUAUAAAACUAAUUCAUGUUAAAAUUAAUAUCACUUUUUAGCUUAAGUAGUAUUCGGCUGAAUGAAUACUGUAACAAAUAUUCUAUUUACUAUAAAUUAAUACUAUUUUACAGUAAUACUAGAAUGUAAAAUUAAAUAUAAUUAUUUUGUACUGACAUGUCUGGGGGUGAGACUUAAGAGCUGAUAUCUAGCCAUGUAUUAAAUCACCCUGUACACUCCCCAGAUGGAACACAAAUUAGUUUUUUAUACUGUUCAGUUCCUGUAUUUAAACAUGCCUCUGUCUAUGGGGACAGAUUAGAAGGUACAUGCACACAGUCCUGUUCUGAAGGGUAAGGCAUAGUAACAUGGCGGUCACUUCACAAGUGCACAGCUAUCAAGAGAGGAUUAUAAGUAGAGGCUACUGCUGUAGAUAAUGAGUGGUGGUAAUCUGAACAUGACACUUCUUGGUAACAUGGUAUUGCAGGGAAGCUUACAUAGUUACCUGGUUUAUGUGUGCAGAAUAUGUUAAUGGCUUAACCCUUCAAUGCACACAGCAUGCCAGCCUUCCUUUAUAUAUCACUGACCAACAUAUGUAGCUUCCCUGAUACCACAGGAAAAU
This is a messenger RNA of Cryptotermes secundus, 2387 nucleotides long. RefSeq lists its product as uncharacterized. NCBI's taxonomy places the organism in Eukaryota, Metazoa, Arthropoda, Insecta, Blattodea, Kalotermitidae. Bases 189 to 1652 code for a protein of 487 amino acids. The record is from RefSeq and is a predicted model, not a curated record. Gene Ontology annotation, molecular function: protein binding. The transcript has 15 exons.